AUGUCAGAAAUUACAAGACAACGACAUGAGGAGCGUAUGGCAGAGCGUCGCCGGGGGGCAGCAGGAGCCCAGCGAGUAGUUACACAAUCCUUUGGCUUCGAUAUACCCCUAAUUAUCGCGACGCCGCCAGAGGCCCGUGCUCAAAGAGCUGCAGAAAAAAGGCCGAUCCCGACAGUAGAGGAGCCUGCUGAAGCGAAAGACCCUGAACCAGCUGCCGAGGAAUCCCAGCCUAGAAGGUCUGGGAGACUGUCAAGAGGAAGUUCUGUUUUAUCUACCCCUUCGGGCUUGGAUAGUGUGCCAGAUGAAGAUGGCAGUGCAAGGAAACGUCGAAGGGUGUCUAGCAGCCCGGCAAGGAGUGUCUCCUCAAGGGGACGUGUGUCUGCGCCCUUUGAAUCAAGCCCGGAUGUCGUUGCCAACGGUCGACCAACACCUGCUGCAGGCUCAAAUCAGGCGGCUCCAGCGUCGGCGAUGGCCAAUUUGAGCCUAAAGACACCAGUGACCCGGUCGACCGCAAAAACUUCCACACGCCGCUCAAAAUUAGCUCCAGAUGCCUCUCCAAUGCUAUCAUCUCCCUCACCUUUACCACCACGAAGUAGUCAACAAGUCGUUCCGUCUUCUAUCUCUCCGGAGCCGAUGAGUUUCACAGCCGACGUACCUAGUGAAGUCGGCAUUACACCGGAGCCUGCGACACCGCUAGACCAAACAAUUGAAGAAUCUGCAUUAGAAAGUGUUCGGACUACUGGAUUGCGCAGUACGAGACGAGGGGUAUCAACUACGCCUGUGCCUAGAGGCAAGCGAGGGAGGCAACCAAGUUCCGACAUAAUUCAGACACCCGACAAGCCACCCACCCCAGAACCCGAAAUAGAAGAGGAAGGCAUUGUUGAAGAAGAGACCGUUCAAGAGGAACGUCCGGAUACACCCCCGGAAGACCGUGAGAUUAUUGAAGACAAUACCCCCGUUGAAGAAAUACGCAGCGCUCCAAAUCCAAAUCCAACUGCCAGGAGGAGAGGAAGAAAACCUAAGCAGAAAAGACAACUUUCUGCGGAAAUACUUUCCCAAGAUUCGCCAACUCAGGAGAUUGAGAAUGAAGCUAUUCUCAGUGAUGUCGAACCUGAACCAUUGGAAGAUGAGGCCGAUGAAUCUAGAUCAGACAAUGAAAGAGAAGAAACCAGAGCGGUGGAUCUAGAAGAAAUCGAUGAAGACUUUGAGGAGGUAGAAGAGGAUGCGCUCGAAGAAGAGGAAGCGGAAGAAGAGGAAGAAGAGCCAGCUACCCGAUCUGCUUUGAGCACAGCACAGCAAAAGAAACCCACAAAAGCACCUAAACGCCCACGGCAGGCUGGAAAGUCAAAACUCCGACAUGAAAACGGCGAGCCGAAAGAAACACUCGAUAUUACUGUUUAUCGCAUUGCAAAGCAAAAAGAUUUCAACUUCAAAUUUCCGAAACAACCUAACAAUAUUCAAAUUGCUGGCCAAGUUUUACACGAACACAUCGACAAGCAACUCGAAACUCUUUCUCUCCUUAAGCGCGACGGAAUAAGCCGUGAGGAGAAGGCGAGAAUUAAGGUCCAGGGGCAAGUGGUCAUAAACUUCUCGACCGCACUGGAGAAUAGGUUGAUUGGCAUGGCCAGUAGAGCGGAUAACAUCAAGAUGAAAUCGGCAGAGCUCCGACGUUUACAGAAAGAGAAGGCAUCGUUACGGGAUGAGUUGAUGCGCAUGCGUGAAUCGCGUGAAGAUGUUGCACGUCAAAUGGACGCUGUCAGGAAGACACAUGAAGAAGCGUCCGAGAAGGCCCACAAACAACAAUACAUAAAUGAGACUCUACAGCAGAUGGGCCCGAUCUUAGACAAAAGUGGAGCUAAUGCUGCUAAGCUUACCUCCAAGGAGCGUAUUCUAACAACCGCUCAUUUGGAUACACUGAUCGAUACAGUUACUGCGGACCUGUGCGGGUUAGGCGAAGAUGAUGGAAUCGGAGGGGGGAGGAGUAUACUAGAACAGGUCAAGGAGAUGAACCGAUUCCUAGAAGCCGCCACAGAAGUUUUACGUGGUAGCCGUUGA
This is a messenger RNA of Orbilia oligospora ATCC 24927, 2055 nucleotides long. RefSeq lists its product as uncharacterized. Lineage: Eukaryota; Fungi; Ascomycota; Orbiliomycetes; Orbiliales; Orbiliaceae. The record is from RefSeq and is a predicted model, not a curated record. The coding region runs from base 1 to 2055 and encodes 684 amino acids. The transcript is spliced from 6 exons.